Messenger RNA from Mustela erminea (ermine), 2198 nucleotides. It is a transcript of the gene CBLN3, whose product is annotated as cerebellin 3 precursor. The record is from RefSeq and is a predicted model, not a curated record. Bases 213 to 830 code for a protein of 205 amino acids. Gene Ontology annotation, molecular function: protein binding. NCBI's taxonomy places the organism in Eukaryota, Metazoa, Chordata, Mammalia, Carnivora, Mustelidae. The transcript has 3 exons.
ACAGCGGGAGAGAGAGGCUGGACAGAGUCGUGGGGCACAGAGAGGUAUGGAGAGAGGGAUGCUGAGACCAGGGGACAGUAAGACCCAGAGAGAGGGCUAAGGAACAGGGUGAGAGGUAGUGAGAGUCCACAGGAAGAGGGAACUGAAAGGAACACGGAACUGAGAGGGGACAGGAGACAAGGAGGACCUGUGGGUCACAGAGCCAGUCAGCCAUGCUGGGAGCCAAGCGACACUGGCCACCAGGUCUCCUAUCCAGCCCCCGGCUGCCCUUGGCCCUGAUGCUUCUGGUCCUAGGGUGCGGGUGGGCCCAAGAGGGGACAGAGCCUGUCCUCCUGGAGGGUGAGUGCCUGGUGGUCUGUGAGCCUGGCCGAGCUGCUGCAGGGGGCCCUGGGGGAGCAGCCCUAGGAGAAGCACCCCCCGGAAGAGUGGCAUUUGCCGCAGUCCGAAGCCACCACCAUGAGCCAGCAGGAGAGAUCAGCAAUGGCACCAGUGGGGCCAUCUACUUUGACCAGGUCCUGGUAAAUGAGGGUGGUGGCUUUGACCGGGCCUCAGGCUCCUUCGUGGCCCCUGUCCGUGGUGUCUAUAGCUUCCGAUUCCAUGUGGUGAAGGUGUACAACCGCCAAACAGUCCAGGUAAGCCUGAUGCUGAACACAUGGCCUGUCAUCUCAGCCUUUGCCAACGACCCUGACGUGACUCGAGAGGCAGCCACCAGCUCUGUGUUACUGCCCCUGGACCCGGGGGACCGGGUGUCCCUACGCCUGCGCCGGGGGAACCUGCUGGGUGGCUGGAAAUAUUCAAGCUUCUCUGGCUUCCUCAUUUUCCCACUCUAGAGGUUCAAGCCUUUCAAGGAUCGGACUCUAACCCCUGCCUUCUGCCCUCUGCCCUCUGCCCUCUCUUGCCCCAGAAGCAGCUUCUUUGGGGGUAGGAGAAGGGCUCCCUCUGUCUGCCUGUAUUCUACUUUCUUGCAUGGGACCCUGUGCCUAACGCCCAAGGUGAAGAGUGAAGAGUAGAGCUGCGGUGUCUGAGGAUCUGGCCCCUCGGACCUCUCCUCCCACCCCCAGUCUCCCACUGCAGCGCUUUGUACCCACAGGGUUUGCCAGGUAGGGAGACCUGUGCUGCUUUGCAGACUCUGCUCGUCCUGUUCCUCCACCCCCAGCUCUCCACUCAGUGCUAUUAGGGACAGGUGGCCCAGGUGAGCCUGACAGGCCCCCACUGCGGCCCAGAUGGACCAGCCUCAGUGUACCCCGCAGGCUUCUUCCUAUGAGGUGUGCCAGCAUCACGGAUCUUGGCCAGCACAAUCAGAAGCUGAGCCAGCAUCAUGUGGGCUAGGGCAGGAGGCUUAGCCACCAGCAGAAGUGUGGGGAGGACCAUAGCGUGGCCUGGAACCUAUGGCUGGUGGGGCAGGAAAGGCAUGUGCCCAGCCUGAAAAGGAUAUAUGUGUUUCAUUUACAUGGGGGCAGCCAGCAGGCAGUGAACCUGGGUAUCCAUCUGGGCCAGGUCCCGGAUGGACUCUGGCCCUCCCCUCCCCAUCCAAAAUAUGGAGUGUAUGUGUUCGCUCUAGCCAAGAGUCGGUGUACUGAACUUCCUUAGACGGCUGGAGGUAGGGGUAGAAAGUCACAUGUGAGCAAGUGUAGAUCUCCAGGCAUGGAAUGUGCCAAUGACAAGGCCACCUCCUAGAACGGCUCUACCUUUGCCAUCUGAACUUCAAGCACUCUACACUCUGACCGUCACCUCCUGGCUGUCUCAGCGACCUUCCUGUAGCUGUUCCAGAUGAUCCCUCGGCCUCUCUUCUUUCUCCUGAUUUGUGCUCUCUUGUCCUCCUUUCUUAAACUUCCUCUUGUCUUGGAUGCUAUGAUUUAUCCCUUCAACCACUCUCCUGCGGAUAUUAUGAAAUCUCUCUGUCUUACCGUGCUAUCCCAUUCUCCCAGCAUGGAUGAACCUAUCCAUAAAGCAACUGGAGAAUGAUGGUCAAUGAGAAACUGCAGGAUCCCUGAAGAGACAAGAUGCCAUUACGAUUUGGAUCAGGGGUUACAGGCUACAAGCAGGUAUGUGGUUGAGAAGAUAAAUGUAAGAUUGUAUAUUCAAGUUAAAUAAAAAAGGAUGUUGGCAAUGCUUGACUUAAAUAGGAAAUACCGAUGUGAAUUUGCGGUUUUCAAAAGAAAUAACUUAUUCAAAUGUUGUCAUGAAUGUAGCCUAGA